Messenger RNA from Sus scrofa (pig), 1934 nucleotides. It is a transcript of the gene LYPD6B, whose product is annotated as LY6/PLAUR domain containing 6B. NCBI's taxonomy places the organism in Eukaryota, Metazoa, Chordata, Mammalia, Artiodactyla, Suidae. The record is from RefSeq and is a predicted model, not a curated record. Gene Ontology annotation, molecular function: acetylcholine receptor regulator activity.
AUUAUUUCUGUCCUCUUAAAUUGGUUGAGGCUUGUUUUGUGUCGUAGUGUGUGAUAUAUCCCAGAGAAUGGUCCACGAAUAGGAUGUGUGUUCUGUUUUGUUUUGUUUUGAAUGUGGUGUCCUGAGGAUAUCAGUGAACUCUAACUGCUCUGUUGUGUCAUUUAGGGCCUCUGUUGCCUUAUUGAUUUUCUAUAUGGAAGAUCUGUCCUUUGAUGUCAGUAAACUGUUAAUCUCCCACUAUUAUUGUAUUCCCAUAAAUUUUUUCCUUUAUGUCUUUUAGCAUUUGUUUUAUAUAUUCAUGUGCUCCUAUUUUGGGUGCAUAUAUGAUAAGAGUGCCCUCAAAGUCUGCCACUGAUAUUGCUGAAGAAAAAAAAAACCUGCCAAGAGAGAACUGGAAAUCUACUCAGAUGUCCAGUAGCUGCUGUGCUCACAAAGCUGCUGGCUGGUGUAAAUCUGAAGCUGCCAGGAAUCAGCUCAUAUUUCAGCCCUGCCUCUGCAUGUGGGAAACCUGCAGGCACUUGUGGACUGCUAGAGCUUAUAUAGGCAGGUCUGUGCCUGCUGUGAGCACUCCAGGAAUGAAGCUUCUAUGUUGGGGCCAUUCCCCUCUUCAUGAGUUGACAAUGGGGCUCCUAUGAUGGACCUGGGCUUCAUCCUGCACCCACCCCCAGUUGUACCUGUGGACACACCCUAGGCCCUUUGGGCUGUUUCCAUGCAGCCAAACAAAGUGGUCUCCCUGGGCCUGUUCACUGAAGCCAGAGUUUCAGCAUGCACACCAGCAGGUGCAUAUCUUAGGGCUGGUGUCCUUGAGUGGUGUUAGCAGUGAGUGAAAGAAGAGAAGAAAAUUAAGCAAGGGAGACGAGGUCAGAAUGCUGCUCCUCUGUCAUGCCCUCGCUGUAGCCAUGGUCCAGACCUUUAUCUUCUCAGAAAACUGGGCAUUUGCCAAGAACAUCAACUUCUAUAAUGUUCGGCCUCCUCUGGAUCCUACACCAUUUCCAAACAGCUUCAAGUGUUUUACCUGUGAAAAUGCGGGGGAUAAUUAUAACUGCAAUCGAUGGGCAGAAGACAAAUGGUGCCCACAAAAUACCCAAUACUGUUUGACAGUACAUCACUUUACCAGUCAUGGAAGAAGUACAUUCAUCACCAAAAAGUGUGCCUCCAGAAGUGAAUGUCAUUUUGUUGGCUGCCACCACAGUCAAGAUUCUGAACACACAGAGUGUAGGUCUUGCUGUGAAGGAAUGAUCUGCAAUGUAGAAUUACCCACCAACAACACUAACGCGGUCUUCGCAGUGAUGCAUGCUCAGAGGAUGUCUGGCAGCAGUGCCCCCUCACUCUACCUACCAGCGCUGGCUUGGGCCUUUAUGCUGCCAUUGAUAUGAUGCCAUCAUUCCUGGGAGAGGCAGAGGCCAGCCCUCUGAAGCACACACUAACAACUGUAUCAACAGUGAACUUUGGAGUGAAGACCAAUCUUGCGCUUGAAGAAUGUGCACUGGACCCCAAAGCAGAAGCCAGUUUGCUUAAGCUAAAAUGCUUCUGCAUGAGGCCACUGAGGAAGGGGACUUGGCGGGGACUGAGGGAUUAUGUGGCUUUGGCUUCUUGAUCAAAGGGUCUCCAUUUUUUCACUUCUAUGAGGGGGAUCUUACCACCAUAUACAAAGGUUGCAGUAACCUGUGUUGUCCCCAUCUGAUGGUUCAUGGAAAGGAUUUCAUGGCCUGCUUGACUCCUUCAGGGGCUACUGGGUCAGACCUUCUCAUUUCUGCAACUGGCUCAGAGCAUCUCUAUGAAAUCUAACCCUUCUCCCAACAAGAAAGCAAUUUCCCUGCCAACAAUGUAGUCCAUGAAAAAAAGUCAACUAUAGGAAGAAAACUUUCAGUUGAAAGAAUAUGAAACCUGUUUAUAAUUGUGGGGGGAAAUAAAGCUUUUAAAUUAUGUAAUGU